Messenger RNA from Penaeus chinensis, 1837 nucleotides. RefSeq lists its product as uncharacterized. Gene Ontology annotation, biological process: nervous system process; monoatomic ion transmembrane transport; regulation of membrane potential. Gene Ontology annotation, molecular function: extracellular ligand-gated monoatomic ion channel activity; transmembrane signaling receptor activity; protein binding. The record is from RefSeq and is a predicted model, not a curated record. Bases 25 to 1488 code for a protein of 487 amino acids. Gene Ontology annotation, cellular component: synapse; neuron projection; membrane. NCBI's taxonomy places the organism in Eukaryota, Metazoa, Arthropoda, Malacostraca, Decapoda, Penaeidae. The transcript is spliced from 7 exons.
GAGGGGGAUGUGAUAGCGACUGCCAUGCACACGGGGCUCCUACCCGUCGGUCGUUUCGAGUGGUCGUUAAGUCAUUCAGGAAGCAGGAACAUGACCUUAACUGCUUGUGCGAAGGAUCAGUUCACGUGUUCGAAUGGCCUCUGCAUACCUCUGGAGAAUCGCUGUGACGGCCUGGAGGACUGCAGUGACAGCAGCGACGAAAUCUGCUCACUGCUCUUGCCACUGCCUGACACAUACCAACGACGACGACCUCACCAGUUCUUCACUGACCUGAAUUUGACCUUGUCUUUGAUGGAGGUCUUGGAGGUAGAUGUCUACGGCAGUAUAUGGAAGGCUAAGAUGAAGCUCCGAACCAGCUGGCGGGACAAGCGAGUCCUCCUGUUUCAGAUGAGCGAGAUUCCCUCCGACAACAUCCUAGACAAGGAGGUUCUCUGGACGCCGACGACCACCCUCCUCAACGCCGUUUUCACGGACGAAGUGGCUUACCUGAAGGACGAAGGGAAACUCACUGCCUUGCUGGCUCAUCGAGACGGACCAGGGACUGCAGUGACGCGCAGUGCCUUUGAAGGCUACGAAUACAACGGCAGCAGCAACGCCCACCUCGUACUGUUCGAAGUGUUCGAAGCUUCGUUCAAGUGUCGCUUCGAGCUCAACCUGUUCCCCUUCGAUAUCCAUGUGUGUGAAGCAAACAUCUCGAUCCGGCAGCUCAGCAAGUCUUUUAGGGGAGUCUAUCAUUAUGUGGAUGUCUCAGGAACACCACAGACCCCUGAUCUGCCCCUCUUCACGCCUUCCAGAGUGUGUUAUUCUCCAGAGUUUGAUGAGAAUGGCAAUGUAACGAUGGUUUCCUUCAAGAUCCUGCUCCAAAGACGCUACGCUUCCUACAUCUUUACGACUUUUGGCCCUUGCUUUGUGCUCACUCUCAUAGGCUAUUUGACUCUCUUCUUUGGCGUCGACAACUUCAGCGACCGCAUCAUGGUGACCCUCUCGUGCCUGAUCGUGGUGGCGGCCCUCUUCGCCCAGAUCGCCACCACCACGCCCUCGUCAGCUUGCCCCAAAACCAUCGACAUGAUCUUCCUCGCGAUCAUCAUGCGCUUGUUCUUCGUCGUUCUCCAUCACUCGAUCUUCUACCUCCUUCGGGUCUACGUGAAGAAGUGCGAGGAGAGGAGAAUCCGCGAGGCCGUCCAGCCUCUAACCGUUCAGAAGUGGGUCGACGUCUCGGCAGAUCUUCCUCCCGUUUACAUGCCUCCCGACGUCAAACUUCGCAAAAUGCCUUGGGAGAAGUCGGACGAGGAGGACAAGGGUCGAAAGAACCAGAGGAAGAGCAGCAAAUGUCUCUCGAAGUGUGACAAAAUCUUCAAUGUUCUGGGCAUUGUUGUGGGACUUCUAUGGGAUGUGUUGUGGGUCUCCUUCUUCUACUUCACAGUUAUGAUGGACAGGGAUCACAUUCUACAGGAUUUCAACAAGUGUCUGGCCGAGGCUAACCCUUGAUAAUACAUGAUCGUUAUUUAAAGAGUUUUUUGAAAUGCGAUAGAUCAGUUUAGAGUUUCUGGAAGUUUUUGAGGAGGUAAUUAACGGAUCAAUGUUUAUUUAUUUUAACCUGAUACAUAACACCUGGAAUCUCUGCAUUUUGAGUUUAUUUACACCUCAUGAGUGGCAUUUUGAGCAAAUCUUAAUAAUACAAAUUUGAAAGUUGUCUGAACAAAUUUGUUGUUAAAGCUAGUGAUCUGAUAUGAUAAAAUAUAUAUUGAUAUAUGUACAGUGCAUUAUUGAUUACUUAUUUACUGUAUAUUAUUCUACGUUUAUGAUGACUAGAUAUGAAUACACCAAAUAUGAUAGG